Molecule: messenger RNA, 1522 nt
Organism: Tricharina praecox
Lineage: Eukaryota; Fungi; Ascomycota; Pezizomycetes; Pezizales; Pyronemataceae
Product: mitochondrial import inner membrane translocase subunit Tim54
Exons: 2
Coding region: 176-1441 (421 amino acids)
Biological process (GO): sphingosine biosynthetic process
Cellular component (GO): cytoplasm; membrane; intracellular membrane-bounded organelle
Source: RefSeq, a predicted model, not a curated record
GUCUUUGCAGCAGAUGCUCGCCGUUCGGUAUAUAGGCUCUACCCGUGCUCGGCAACUCACCGCAGGUCACUCGAAAAAGCAUGAGGCUCUUGCUCCCCGGUAAAAAAAAUCCUGGCCGGAACAACCAUACCUCUAACAGCACCCCACCACGACCACAUACCCACCCACAAACCCAAUGGCGACACCACCCCCCAACGCAACGGCCAUGCCGCCGCCGCCUCCACCGCCCAAUGCAAAGCCUCCCCCCAAGCCCAACCCCGCCUUCGCGGCGAUGGGUCUCCCCCGCCUGCGCGCCAAGCUCCCCUCGCGCAACUGGAGCAUCUUCCUGGGCGUCUGCAGCGUAAUCGGCAGCACCGUCGGCUACGAUCGGUACCACACGAAACUGGUGAAGCAGAAGUGGAUCGACACUGUGUCGCACCUAUCGACGGAGCCCUUGGAGCCCAUGGCGCUGCCGCGAAAAGUCACCGUCUACCUCGCGGCCCCGCCCGGCGACGGCAUCCAGGCCGCUAGGGAACACUUCAGGGAUUACGUCAAGCCCCUGCUGAAUGCUGCUGCAGUCGACUUUGAUGUCGUCGAGGGACGUAAGAUGGGCGAGUUGAGGUAUAAAGUCGCAGAGGAGAUCCGGGGGCGCAGGAGGGGCGAUGAGGACGGUCCUGUCGAGGAGGCGAGGAAGCGCGCGGGCAUCGAGAGGGUCGAUGAGGGCGGAGUGAUCGUCGUGGGGAGACAUGCGUGGAAGGAGUAUUUGAGAGGUGUGCACGAGGGGUGGUUGGGACCGCUUGAGGCGCCGCUUCCCACACCGCCGCCUCCGUCGUCGGAAAUGGUGAUGGAAGCCGCAUCACCCGUGGUGGAAUCACUCGAGGAUGCUAUAGCUGAGAAGACUGCGGCGGCGGUACCUGUGCUGGACCCUAAAGAGGAGGAGAAGAAAAAGAAGGAGGAGGAGAAGAAGAAGAAGGCGAUUCCUGCUCCGUUCCUACUACCGAGUCAGUAUGGCGCCGCUACGAUGUCGGAGCAGAUCCCGGGUCGCCUCGAGGCGGCUGCGGUAGUCCCAUUUCCGCAUAUCCUGGGCUUCUUGAAUACCCCAAUCAGGAUGUACCGGUACGUUACGAGGAGACAUAUGGCGGACGAGGUGUGUCGGGAGGCGGCCGCGGUGGCACUGGGUUUCCAUAGGCCUUUCAUCACGGCACCGGAACCGGCUGGAACAUUGAUGGAGCCAGAGGAGGUCGAGGAUGGACUGAAGGCCACGAAGGAGACGGGGGAGAUCAAUGCUUUGGAACACGAAGAGGCCGAUUGGCCGAGCAAGGUCUGGGACGAGGAGAGGUACAAGGGGGAGUGGACCGAGGGAGUGUCCGUCGAUGGCAGGAUCAGGGAGAGGCUGAGGAGGUUCUUCAUCCCCACUGACAGAGAACCCAAGAGCCCUGGUGCUGCUACAAAAGAGAUGUGAAAUGGUGGGGAUGUUUUUACCGGUUACGGUUGUAUAUUAGCUAUGUCUAUCUCUUCCUUCUACCAUGUUCUCUAGGGGGGG